This is a messenger RNA of Drosophila eugracilis, 317 nucleotides long. RefSeq lists its product as uncharacterized. The transcript has a single exon. Bases 63 to 317 code for a protein of 84 amino acids. The record is from RefSeq and is a predicted model, not a curated record. Lineage: Eukaryota; Metazoa; Arthropoda; Insecta; Diptera; Drosophilidae.
AUUAGGUAUAAAACUGAGCAAUUUUGUUACCAAAUUAUCACUUUCCAUUCAGAGAUACCAAUAUGAAGUUCUUUGCCAUCCUUUUCCUUCUGUGCGCUAUUGCAGGAUUUGCGUCCGCAUCCACCUUUGCGGAAUCUGAUUAUGAUGAAACUACUACUACCACUACCACCUCUGCUCCUACCACAGCAGCUCCUCCGGCUCAACCUCCAUGUGGAAGCGGACCUCAAGGACCCUGCGGACAAGUUCCUCCCCCACUGCCACCUUGUGCGGCCGGUGCUGGUGGCCCUUGCGCCAAGAAGCUUUACUUUUUCUACUAA